Messenger RNA from Schistocerca piceifrons (Central American locust), 1080 nucleotides. RefSeq lists its product as uncharacterized. The coding region runs from base 32 to 361 and encodes 109 amino acids. The transcript is spliced from 3 exons. The record is from RefSeq and is a predicted model, not a curated record. Lineage: Eukaryota; Metazoa; Arthropoda; Insecta; Orthoptera; Acrididae.
CUCACCGCUCACGGCUCGCGCAGGUCUCCAGAUGCUGUGCUGGCUGCUGGUGUUGGUGGCGCCGGCGGUGCUGGCGGCGCCCUACGUGCGGGACGAGUCUGCCGUGGCCUGGGGGCGGCCGCCCGGCGCGGAAGCCUGGCAGCAGCGCCUGCCGCCCGGCCACAAGGCGGACGACGACGACGUCCACACAGCGGAGAAGCGCGCGAUGCUGGCGAUGCUGUCGCGCUGGCGGCCUCUGACGUCGGCGGUGUACCAGCUGCUGCGGCCGCGCACGCCGCGUCCCGCGUCGCAGGAGGCGCUCUCUGCGGAGACUCGCGGCAGCCGACGCCCGCUGGGGCAGCCCCUUCGCUGGGGCCGCUAGCCACUCCCCACUCCACGCAAACCCUCACAAACUCAAAACUCACCGCCAGCUUCCUUAGUAUGUGUGCUAGAACGAUGGUUAUCCUAAUCUAAACGUAGUUCUGUGGUCUUCGUAUUAACUUGCCUGCAGCAACUGCCUAAAGAAUGAGGCGGCUGUUAUGUACUAGUCUAUGGUAACUUCUGAUCCAAUAAACAGCUACAAGCUCUUGUCGUUCGUUACGUAACUUCUCUCAUUAUGUGUUACGUAUCAGGUAAAUUACUGAAGACGAAGCAGUUACCAUAUCCCUCUACCUGUUUACUUCGUAAUGUAGUUUUCAGCUAAAUUCCUUCACUAUAAUAUUUAACGUACUAGAAACUGAAGUCUAAUAAUAACUACGUACUAAGUAUGACACAAAGAAUAAUGUUCUAAGAGGUUCGGUGUAGAAAAAAUGUACCGUAAAAGUCUUUUGAUAGUGUACACAUACUCUGGAUUGUAAAGGCCUUAUAGUAAAAAGUUUUGUUCUCCUUUCCUCCCGAAACCAUUUUCGAAAACAAAUACGUUUGAAUAUUGCAAUGUACUGUCUGUCUAAACGAAUCAUUGUCAAAUUAUAAAAAAAUUGUAAAACUGAAUCAUGUUAACUAUUAUUUAUUAUUGAACUUACAUGUGUAUCUUAGGAAGUAUCAGUAUUAGUGGACAAACAUCUUAACGAUGGCUUCGUUUAUUAACUUAUGUAAAGUAAA